AUGGUGGGCAUGCCCGACCAUCUCCACACCUCCGCCCCCUCGACCACGACCAAGACGACCACGACCACGACGACGGGGGCGCCGGCCGCCCAGGGCAGAGCAAAGGGCGUCGCCUUCACUGCCAAUGACGCCACCACCCAGCCAGGACGGGCGGCAUACCAACAACGGGCCCCCGCGGCCUCUAUAAGCUCAGAAGACUCGACCGACGAUGAUGUCCUGCACACGUUGCUCUCGGCCUCUUCCGUUGUCAACGCCGACGCCCUCUCGUCCUCGGCCCACUCGACGGCCAUGACCUCGGCCACCACCUACGACGACCGACCCAGUCCCGAGACGCCACCCACAGCCCUACCCUGUGCUCACCCUACCCUCUCGCUCCUCGAACUCGUCUCCAACACGGCAUCGUCUUCUGCCCUGCCCGACAGCUUUGACGUCAACGUCUCGCGCAAGGGCGGAUUCGUGGCCGUCUACUCUGCCUCGAAUCUGUUUCUGAUCAAGACUCUUGAGCUGCCACGCCUGUGGGCCCGGACGCUGCAAGUCAAACGCAAGCCCAUUGCCAUUGACAUUACCGAAGAUGGCUUCCUCCUCGCCGUCCUGUCGCGGCCCUCCCAAGUCGACCUCUACGAGAUACAUGGCGAGGGAACCGACCAGAUCAAGAAGAGGCGGACUGUCAUGCUGGUACACGAGGCUAGCUCCAUUGUCGUCUCCCCAGAUGCACGUAUACUCAUAACGGGGAACAAAUUCGGUAUCGAGGUCAUAGCUAUUGGUCCUGAAGUACCCGAAACUCUGCGACGUACGCUCUCGGGACCUGCAGGAGAUGCGCUGGAAUUCUCAGAUGACGGGAGGACUCUGCUCAUCACGGGAUACGCGAGAAAGUCGGAUGGAUCUGCCUUGUUUGUUCUGCCUGGCUUGUACGACGGGCCCCUCACCGAGGAGGGGGAGCCAAUACCACAACCACCCGAAGCCGCAUGGACGGGCUCGGUCCUGUUUCCAGAGACAGCGAGGAUAGCGCGGCAGGCUACACUUCUCCCAGACGCAGACACUGGCACAUUCAGCGAACUAUUUGCCUUUAACGCAGAAGAGGAUUCUUGGGGCAUCUACGACAUCGCCUGCCAGCGCUUCACACAAAGGAAAAUGUUUCUUCCCGACCACCAACGUUGGACUCGUUCAGAAUUCGUCGACGACGCUAUGCCUGCGGUAUCACCCAAUGCUGACCUCGCAGCUGUCGCUCUACGCAUCCAGGGCACGACCAACAUAUGGAUCUACCAAGUCCCUGGCUGGGAAUACCAACCAAAGGAAAAAUCGAAACAGGAAGCCCCGAUCCAGCCCUGCUUUUGUAUCCCGAUACCGAAUGGCGAUGCGGCGACGUUGCAAGAGAUUUGUGUGCUGAGAUGGGUCAGGCUGAACGCCAAUGUCCAACGACUUGUGGCUGUUGGAAAUUCGAGUACAGUGCCUGACGAGGACCAAGUCCUUGGCGCGCCGUUGGGAUCAAAGGGAGUACUUAUCGUUCUCGAUUUUGACAAGACGAAACCUCUUGGAAGUGUUCUGCCAACACCAUCGAAGACAGAAUAUGACCUCGAUCCGCUGUGUCCUGGGGAGAUGCUACCGGAGGGAUCGAUUGACUUUGACCGCGAGGUUGAAUUGGUACGGACCAGAACCAUUGCCCAACGUAGGGCUCAGGACCGCAACGGGUCGGUAUCGCGGAGAAACUCGAGAAUUGGAUCCACGCCUGUACAACGUGCAAAUACUUCUGCGGCGAAUCAGCACGCGCCGCGGCCGGUGAUAACAACGGACGAGUCUGAAGAAUUGACGCCAGAGGAGGCACAGGCCAUGUUUGAAAUCCCAUACGACAAUCAACAGCCAAGGUCGCACAUGUCACUGGCUAGAGCUGCUACUGUGGCAGCUGUAUCUCCUGCCAACCGACGUCAUCUACGGUCCUUGCCGUACAGGCCCCUGGAGUACCGUCGCGCAGAUGGACACCGAGAGCUACCUCACGAGAGCGACGCGGAUAAUUGGGUGCCACCACCUCCAGCUUACACUGCUACAGCGGCGGCAGCAGAAAGUGUUAGCUUGAGCCACCCCGACGCGCCUCCAGUGCCACGAGCGCCUAGUGUGCAGUCAUCGUCUUCCAUGGCUCCUGUCUCUGCAUUACCAAAUACGUCUGUACGCAUUUCACAGGUGCCCAUGCAUCCGUACCAGCAACGCCAGCAAUCCAUCUCGAGUAACACAUCCUUUGUUCCAGAUCAGGAAAGAGGCCGUAGACCGACUCUCAUUCAUCCGUCUACGUAUCCCGCUCCACAUCCCUCGGACCCAAUGCAAAGUCGACGAAGUUCAUCGGUACGCCCAUCAGCAAGUCAAAUGUCAUACUCUGCACACCCGGUGCCUUCAACAUUCACAUACAGGUCUCCUCCUCUCCACCAAGCUCCCGCAAGAAAUCCGGCCUCAGAGCAUGCCAACCACGACCUCUACUCGUCUCCUUCGCUAUCAUCAUCCGGUCCAGCAAACACAGGCUCCCGUCGCGUCUCCGCACCACAGAUACAACGCCGGCCCGUUCCACAAAACGCUUCUGUUCCUGCUCCCUACCCCAACUUUUCGCCAUCAACAAGAGCCACCGUGGACCCAAGAAUGGCCGCUCUGCCACCGCUAAUCCCACCGACAAGUACUCAGCAGCGGUUCGCGUCCGCCCACCAAUUGCCCACCAGCGCGCCCCCGCUUGCCAACCAUGCAGCCAGUUUUUCACACGGAGCCGCAGCAGCGCAGACUCGGGGACAGUCGCUUGGUGCACGGGGUGGCGGUGGCUCGAGAAUGGGCACUCGUCAAAAUGCAGAUUCAGAAGGAAGAGAUGACGGAAAGAAGGCCAAGAGGAAGACGCAUUGUGUCAUUAUGUGA
Messenger RNA from Bipolaris maydis ATCC 48331, 2886 nucleotides. RefSeq lists its product as uncharacterized. Gene Ontology annotation, molecular function: protein binding. The record is from RefSeq and is a predicted model, not a curated record. NCBI's taxonomy places the organism in Eukaryota, Fungi, Ascomycota, Dothideomycetes, Pleosporales, Pleosporaceae.